Messenger RNA from Nerophis ophidion (straightnose pipefish), 2325 nucleotides. RefSeq lists its product as uncharacterized. Gene Ontology annotation, molecular function: catalytic activity. The record is from RefSeq and is a predicted model, not a curated record. Lineage: Eukaryota; Metazoa; Chordata; Actinopteri; Syngnathiformes; Syngnathidae. The transcript has 3 exons. The coding region runs from base 504 to 1406 and encodes 300 amino acids.
ACAGCAUGCUCAGACACGUCCCCACUUGUGCUGAGCGCAACACGCCCACGCAGAAACGAGCCUGCACACAAUCAGGAAUCAAAACACCUGGACUUGACGAGAGGGAGCGACACAAAAGACCAGUGAAGCCAAGAGACCUUCGCCAGAACGUAGCCAAUCUCCCUUGAUGUUUUCUGUGAUCGUGUCCUGCCUCACGACCUCCUCCUGGAUCUUUGCUUGCCCUCCCCGAUCCUUGACCACUGCUUGGAACCGGACAUCGUUGCCUCUCCCCAGCCCCCGACCGCUUGCCUCACUGUUGACUGCCUCUUUGCCUUCCUCCUUGGAUUCGACGAAAGAUACAUCCAACACGCAAAGACAACACCCUCUGAAUACAAUGAUUUGCAAAUCAUUGCGGGGGCCGUCUACGGAGCAGACGCCAGCGGUGUGAUCGGAAACGCGGAUGUCGAGCGGGGCUAAAAACAAAGCAGAAGGCUAAUCCCCACAGAACACCACUUCCCUCCAUCAUGAAGACGGAUUUAAAUGAAAGAUGCGAGACUACUGGUCUGGGUAAGGAGUCAGUUAAAUUAGAACACGUUUUUUCUGCUUUGAGUGUUUCAAUGUUGGACAUGUGUUUUACUGAGGUGACUAACUAUGAUGCGUGCAGUUUAUCAAAGCAACAAACAAACAAUCGGAAAAUCCCCGUUACUGAGGUGGCUAACCAUGAUGCGUGCAGUUUAUCAAAACAACAAUCAAACAAUCGGAAAAUUCCUGUCGUAUCAAUUCCUAGAUAUGGUCGUAACUAUACUAAAUGCACUGGGCGUAAUAAACACAACAUUAUUAAUAUUGCUACUACGGAUAAUUUGAUCAAAAAAUCCCUAAAACAGCCCACUACUUAUAAUAUAGGUUUUUUAAACAUAAGAUCAUUGUCUCCCAAAACGUUGUUAGUUAAUGAUAUUAUCAGAGACAACAAUCUUAACGUCAUCGGUCUCAGCGAAACCUGGCUUAAACCAAACGACUUUUUUGCGCUAAAUGAGGCAUGUCCUCCUAACUUUACACAUGCGCAUAUUGCCCGUCCGCUUAAAAGGGGUGGGGGGGUCGCACUAAUAUACAACGAAAACUCUAACCUUAGUCCUAACAUAAAUAAUAAAUAUAAAUCGUUUGAGGUGCUUACUAUGAGGUCUGUCACACCGCUGCCUCUACACCUGGCUGUUAUCUACCGCCCCCCAGGGCCCUAUUCGGACUUUAUCAAUGAAUUCUCAGAGUUCGUUGCUGAUCUAGUGACACACGCCGAUAAUAUAAUCAUAAUGGUGGACUUUAAUAUCCAUAUGAAUACCCCAUCGGACCCACCGUGCGUAGCGCUCCAGACUGUAAUUGAUAGCUGUGGUCUCACACAAAUAAUAAAUGAACCCACGCAUCGCAACGGAUAGACCUAGUGCUUGUCAGGGGUAUCACCGUUUCCAAAGUUACGAUACUCCCGUAUACUAAAGUAUUGUCCGAUCAUUACCUUAUAAAAUUCGAGGUUCAGACGCAUGUUCGUCAAACUAAUAAUAAUAAUAACUGCUAUAGCAGCCGCAACAUUAAUACAGCCACAACUCUUGCUGACCUACUGCCCUCGGUAAUGGCACCAUUCCCAAAGUAUGUGGGCUCUAUUGAUAACCUCACUAACAACUUUAACGACGCCCUGUGCGAAACCAUUGAUAACAUAGCACCGCUAAAGUUAAAAAAGGCUCUAAAAAAGCGCACCCCGUGGUUUACAGAAGAAACUAGAGCUCAGAAAUUAUUAUGUAGAAAGCUGGAACGCAAAUGGCGCACGACUAAACUUGAGGUGCACCAUCAAGCAUGGAGUGAUGGUUUAAUAACUUAUAAACGCAUGCUUACCUUAGCUAAAGCUAAAUAUUACUCAAAUCUCAUCCACCGUAAUAAAAACGAUCCUAAAUUUUUGUUUAGUACGGUAGCAUCGCUAACCCAACAAGGGACCCCUUCCAGUAGCUCAACCCACUCAGCUGAUGACUUUAUGCAAUUCUUUAGUAAGAAAAUUGAAGUCAUUAGAAAGGAGAUUAAAGACAAUGCGUCCCAGCUACAACGGGGUUCUAUUAACACUGAUACGAUGGUAUAUACGGCGGAUACUGCCCUCCAAAAUAGUUUCUCUCGUUUUGAGGAAAUAACAUUAGAGGAAUUGUUACAACGUGUAAAUGGAAUAAAAAAGACAACAUGUUUACUUGACCCUCUUCCUGGGAAACUGAUCAAGGAGCUCUUUGUAUUAUUAGGUCCAUCAGUGCUAAAUAUUAUAAACUUAUCACUCUCCUCGGGCACUGUUCCCCUAGCAUUCAAAAAAGCGGUUAUUCA